AUGGGUAUAGCUCGCAAAGAUAAAUUUAAUCUAGAAAUAGAGUCAGCUGGGGCUCGUCGUCGACGUAAGACGGUAAGGUCUUGUACGUUUUGUCGACAGCGAAAAUUGAAAUGUGACCAGCAAAAACCAAUGUGCGGGUCCUGUAAAGCGCGUAAGUUACCUGAAUGUUUUUACACAGACGGGUUCAACUUCCAGUUGACCUCCGAAGAGCUUUUCAGUGGCAGUCCGAACGUGGCGCUCAUGAAAAGAAUCCGGGAACUCGAACGAGUACUAGCGUCCACGACGCUAGACGAUUGCGCAGAUACGGCCGUAGAUGCUGUUCCGUACGAACCGGAUGGCCACGGGCUCCCCGGUAGCGUGGCGAGUUCGGGCAGUACCGCGAGCGGUGGCAGUAGCAUCGGCAGCGCAGCUGCCACUUCGUGCAGUGGCCUCCAGUGCGACCCGGUAACGACAACGUUAAUGGGGAUGGAUCACAAUAGUAUAAACCCCAGUUGCGGCCAUGGUAACAAGCUCCUUUCGUUUCGCACGCUUAAAGACGUACAAGGUGGGAUCGUGUUACGUGGAGCCACUUCGAUUGGAGCCGCAAUGUUGGCCUCUGGAGAGCAAUUUAUCUAUGAGUACAACAAAGUGUGGCAAAGGGUGCAAAACGAAGUUGAAACUUGGAAAGUUGUCCAAGGGCAACCUUUCACGUUUGAUCAAGCCUUGCUAGAGCAACCACUUUCAGGUUCGAUUCUGGAUGCGGUUGUCGCGGAUUUGCCGACUUUCGACACUAUCAAAGACCAUUUACAACUUUUCUUCCAGAGCCCGCUACACGACCACUACCAUGUCUUAGACGAGGCCAAAGUAAUGGCCGAUUUCGAGCGCUGUUUUGUACCAGGGUACUUGCCUACGGAUGCAUCGGUCCAAGGUAAACCUAUUGUCAUGCUUCUAUCGGGCAAUGAUAAGACCAUUUAUGCCCCCGCCAUUGUGCUCAUUGUGCUGUGCUUAACUUACUACAAGACCGACAUACCGCCUUCAUUCGAGCGACUGAUAACUUUCCUGUGCGGUUGGUAUGCGAUUGAAACCUCGUGUGUUGAGCGUGUGCAGUUCCUACUCAUGCUUUAUAUUCUCAAACUGUACAAUGGCCACAUUGAGAAAAAUUGUGCUCAAAUGUGGGGGUUGGUGUCCAAUUUAUGCGCUACCGCGCUUUCGCUGGGAAUGCACAUGGACAUAGAUAACUUGUACGCCAAUGAAGAACUACGAGGCGGUACCAGAAUUGAAACGUUACACUCCAUGUGGUACUGGAUUUUGUUUGCGGAUGUAAAUGUCUCCUUUGAUAGAGGUUUCCCCUUGAUCAUUGACUCUUGCCGUUAUGAUGACAACAGACUGCCCUGCGAAUCCAAGACUCGCGAGGGCCUGCUCCGAAACUAUCUCCACAUUGCCCGUAAGACCAUGCAUACACUUUACGACAAAAAUGAAACUCCUCAAAUUGUCCACCUCGUCUCGAACCUGACCACAUUCAUCGAAAAGCAUUUCCGGCCCAUUCGUUACUACACAGAUGUCGAUUUGAUCCAAGAGGUCGACUUGUUCGAUAUCUCCAUUUUAUCCCAAUUGCUGGCCAUAGUCGCAAACUGUUUCAGUUUAACAAGGAUGCUGGAAUGCCAGAUGAAGACCGCGACGAAAAACGGAUUUAUCAAAUACGUGAUUUUGUCCAUUUCGCUAGCGGUUACAACGGUUAGAGGCUGUUUUGAAAUGGAUCGGAAACUACAUUCAACCAUGAUCUAUGGCAAAUACCGAUAUCUCACGCCUUAUACGAAUUUGUCCGUGUUGCUGCUAAACUCUGCACCUUUCAGAGCUUUGACCGAGUUAUACGGACUUCUUUUCUACAAAGUGACUUUAUUCGAAAAGGGACUGAUCGUUUCUACAGACGAAGGCAUCUUCGACUUGGAUUUGACCACUCUUGAAGUACCUGACGGUCAAUUUUUCUCGUUUCGAGGAGUUUUCAACAAGUUCUGUUCCAUUUUUGACGAGAUGUUGAAACCCGAAUGUGAUAACAUGGCUCGCGUCUUAUGGAGAUCUCACGUCUUUGUAACGACAAUGGCACUCGAAAGGGUCAACAGAGCCGUGUUUCAGGUUGGACUACAAACUAGAACUCAAGUGGAAAUCGCACACAAUUGGUCUCAAAUGGGACCAGAAGAUUUUUCCGAUGAAAUUAUGAAAUCCAUGAGUACCGAGGCAACUGACGAAUACAACAAGGCUUUUCUAGAGUUAAUGGAAAUGGAUCCAAGCGAAUAUCUCACCGAAUUUCAAAUGACCGACGACUAG
Molecule: messenger RNA, 2304 nt
Organism: Lachancea mirantina
Lineage: Eukaryota; Fungi; Ascomycota; Saccharomycetes; Saccharomycetales; Saccharomycetaceae
Source: the annotation of a GenBank genome assembly